Messenger RNA from Bombus terrestris (buff-tailed bumblebee), 1729 nucleotides. RefSeq names its product probable pyruvate dehydrogenase E1 component subunit alpha, mitochondrial. The transcript has 7 exons. Lineage: Eukaryota; Metazoa; Arthropoda; Insecta; Hymenoptera; Apidae. The record is from RefSeq and is a predicted model, not a curated record. Gene Ontology annotation, molecular function: pyruvate dehydrogenase (acetyl-transferring) activity. The coding region runs from base 81 to 1289 and encodes 402 amino acids. Gene Ontology annotation, biological process: pyruvate decarboxylation to acetyl-CoA. Gene Ontology annotation, cellular component: intracellular membrane-bounded organelle.
UCUACAUUUUAUAAUAACUCCGACCUUUUGUUGAAUUAUUUGAACUCAACUGAACGAUUAGUUAGCAAAUUAUUUUAAAAAUGAUACCAAACUGUAUAAGAAAUAUAAGUGCUCAAACGUCGAAGAGAAAUUUCGGCAGCUGGAACGAGGUGAUAUCAUACUUCCUCAGCAAAAAAAACAAUUAUGCCACAGAAGCUUCAUUUGAAACAAAACCUUUUCGAUUACACAAAUUGGAUAGCGGACCAUCCAAUCACAUCUCUAUUACCAGAGAUGAAGCAAUAGAGCUCUAUAAAAAACUACAUACGAUCCGCCGUAUGGAAACAGCUGCUGGAAAUCUCUAUAAGGAAAAAAUAGUCAGAGGUUUCUGCCAUUUAUAUUCUGGUCAAGAAGCUUGUGCAGUUGGUAUAAAAGCAGCACUCCGACCACAAGAUGCUGUGAUAACAGCUUAUAGAGCUCAUGGAUGGACCUACUUGAUGGGAAUAGAGCCAUUUGGCGUUUUAGCUGAAUUAACUGGUAGAAAAGGAGGAAAUGCAAAAGGUAAAGGUGGUUCUAUGCAUAUGUACUCCAAAAAUUUUUAUGGUGGAAAUGGUAUCGUCGGUGCCCAGGUACCAUUGGGAGUAGGAAUUGCCUUUGCUAAUAAGUACAUGAAUAAUGGAGGAGUGUGCAUUACAUUGUAUGGAGAUGGUGCAGCUAACCAAGGACAAGUAUUCGAAGUGUACAACAUGGCUAAAUUGUGGGAUGUUCCUUGUAUUUUUGUCUGUGAAAACAAUGGGUAUGGUAUGGGUACUAGCGUCGAUCGUGCUUCUGCUAGUACUGAUUACUACACAAGGGGAGAUUACAUUCCUGGAAUUUGGGUGGAUGGUAUGGAUGUAUUAGCAGUCAGAGAAGCUACCAAAUUUGCCAUUGACUAUUGUACAUCUGGCAAAGGUCCCCUUGUUUUAGAAGCUGUAACUUAUAGAUACAGCGGACACAGUAUGUCUGAUCCUGGAACAAGUUAUCGUACGAGGGAAGAAAUACAAGAAGUGAGGCAGACUAGAGAUCCUAUAACUGGCUUUAAAGAACGAGUAUUGAAUGCUAAUCUCGCUACUCCAGAGGAAAUAAAGGCGAUAGAAAACGAUAUCAAAAAGGUCGUUGACGAUGCUGUAAAAGCUGCGAAGGCGGAUAGUGAAAUUCCAUUGAACGAACUUACUGCCGAUAUUUAUGCCAAUUGUUUAGAGAAAGAAAUUCGUAACACUACUCCAUUUAAACCUCUACCACAUGCAAGGCUAGGUGCAGCUGUAAAUGCCUAAGUUAAUUUUUAUAGAACUUUAAACGAAUUCUAUAUUAAAUCUUACUUAUUAUAGCAGUGUCUGUUAUUAGAAUUAUUAAUUAGGUUCUAGCUAGUUACAAACGGUUCUUGGAGAAUAACUCCACCUCCUGGAGUUAGGCAAGGAAAAUAGUAAAUCAUUGGAACACGUUUUUGUUUAUCAUUGUUUAUCAGUUGUAUAUACACAAAUUGUACAUUUGUUUUAUUUAUAGAAAUAUAAUAACACCGUGAGAGAAAGAUUCAGCCAGUACAUGGUAAAAUUCACUACUCUAUAGUAGCCAGUGAUUUCACAUGUACUUACAGAAAAGGGACGAUAUUAUAUUAUUCUCUUAUCUAUAACAGGGAAUUACAUAAAAUAACUGUAGAUAAACUUACGUGCCACUCGUGUUCAUUAUCCUAAUUUAAUAAAAUAAAUGAAAUUUA